AUGUUAUUAAAUGCAAUAUGUAUAUUUACAUUAAGUGGAAUAAGUAAUUAUUUAUUUAAAGUAUUACCAUCAAUAAGUAAACAAAUAAUAUUAGUAGCAAGUAUAUUAAUAUCAAUACCAACAUUAUAUUCAUGAAAUGAAUUAGGAGUAUAUUAUACAACUGAUGGAAUAGCAGAUACAUUAAUAUUAUUAACAUUAUAUUUAUUACCAAUAAGUAUAUUAUCUAAUUGAAAUAAUAUUAAUAGUAAUUUAUAUUAUGAAUUAGUAUUAUAUACAGGAUUAAUAAUGUUAAUGAAUUUUAUGUGUCAAGAUAUGACAACAUUCUAUAUAUUUUUUGAAGCAUCUUUAGCUCCAUUAUUUAUAUUAAUUGGUAUUUAUGGUGCUUCAAAUAAAGAUAAAGCAGCUGAUUAUAUAUUAAUAUAUACAUUAUUAUCAUCUUUAUUUAUGUUAUUAGCUAUAGCUUUAUAUCAAUAUUUAUUAGGUUCAACUGAUUAUCAAACAACUGGUUUAGUUGUUUUAUCUAUAGAUUUACAAUGUAUAUUAUUUUUAGCUAUAUCAAUAGGUAUAGCAGUUAAAACACCAUUAGUACCAGUACAUACUUGAUUACCUGUUGUUCAUUCAGAAAGUCCUUUAGCUGGUUCAAUUUUAUUAGCUGGUAUAUUAUUAAAAUUAGCUAUUUAUGGUAUUAUUAGAUUAAUGAUACCAACAUUAUCAGAUGCAACAAUAUUAUUUACACCAAUAAUAUAUGUUAUAGCUAUAAUAACAAUAAUAUAUACAAGUAUAAUAACUUUAAGACAAACUGAUUUAAAAGUUAUUGUUGCUUAUAGUUCAAUAUCACAUAUGGCUGUUGCUAUAUUAGGUAUAUUUUCUAAUAAUUUAAUUGGUUUAAAUGGUAGUUUAAUAUUAUCAAUAGCUCAUGGUUUUGUAUCACCUGGUUUAUUUAUUUUAUUAGGUGGUUCAUUAUAUUCACGUUAUCAUAAUCGUUUAAUUUAUUAUUAUCAAGGUUUAAUAUCUUAUAUGCCAAUAUUUUCAUUUUAUUUUAUAUUCUUAAGUUUUUGUAAUAUAGGUGCUCCAUUAUCAGUUAAUUUUAUAGGAGAAUUAUUAAGUAUAUCAGGUGCUAUUAUGCGUUCACCUAUUUUAGGUUCAAUAGCUGCUAUUUCUGUUCUUUUAAGUGCUUCUUAUCAAUUAAAAUUAACUAAUAGAUUAACUGGUGGUGUUAAAAUACCUUCAAUGAAAUUAACUGCUGAUUUAAUUUAUCGUGAACAAGUUAUUUUAUUAUUAUUAAUUAUUCCUACUGUUAUUUUUGGUAUAUGACCUUCUUACAUAAGUUCUAUACUUGAAUGAGAUUUAUCUAAAUUAUUAUAUUUAUUUAUUUAA
This is a messenger RNA of [Candida] anglica, 1377 nucleotides long. Lineage: Eukaryota; Fungi; Ascomycota; Pichiomycetes; Serinales; Debaryomycetaceae. The record is from the annotation of a GenBank genome assembly.